CAAGCCCCGGAGGGGCUGCACGUGUCCUCGCUCCCGCCGACCGACUUAUGUAACCAUCCGCACGGUGAGUCCGCAGCCUCCGUGCCCCUUCCUCCCCGACAUCGACCCCGCGACUCGAACCCACGCGUUCUGUCACACGGCCGCCCUCCGCGGAGCGAGCCACCGCGCGACUGAUAACCCUCGGAUACUUUCGAACGUUGUGCUUAACCGUCAGCUGAGAGGUGACAUAAUCGAUGCAAUUCUACAACGGGCAGCUACACUAACCUCACAAAAUUAUUACAAAUAAAGAAAUUAUUUAGUUUAGUAAAAUUAUCGAAUAAACGACGAAGCGCCUUCAAUUUUCCAAUUACGCAUUAGUUAGCUUAAUUAGAAGAUAAGAUAGUGUAGUCAAGUGGGUUGUGGUUGUUAGGCGCGUGUCGUGUCGCGCGCGUCGGUUGCUGGUGUCGCGGGGAUCAAUGCGUGUGUGUGUGGCGCGCGUGGGCCGGCAGUCGGCGUGAGAGAGUCACGCGCACGUGCGCGUCGGGCCGGCAAGAUUGAGGUGGUGGCCGGGUGCGGGUGGGGCAGGCGCGCGCGCGUGCGGCCGCUGCACGCGCUGGGCCGCGCGGCCGGCAUGUUGGCCUCGCAGCGUUCGCAGUCCUGCAACGAGGAGGGCGCGUUCUUCGGGGCGCGCGCGCUGCGCCGGCCGCGCGGCAAAGGCAGCGGGAGCCCGACCUGCUAGGGGUACGCCAUGUCGCUGCGCAGCCUGCACCGGCGGCUAUCAUCCGCCAAUAACACAUGCGAUGAUGGUGGAGGCGGCGCGGCGACAGGCACGGGCGGGCGUGCGGCGUCGCUGCGGCUCGCGAACGGGCGCGUGGCGGCUCAAUCGGCCGAGCAGCUCCCGCACUCGCCAGCCGACUGCGCGUCCGUGCGCAUUUCCAUGGACAACACCAACACAUGCUGCACCGACUCGCUCGUCACCGCCCUCGACGACGAGACAUUGCUGCUAGGCGACGCCGAUAUGUCGCUGAAGCAGGGCAGCGGCACCGGCAAAGUCCAUUUCGGUGGUUUGGACGAUGUGUCCUUGUACGGCACGCCAGUGGAACCAGCGCCGCCGGCGACGGACGCCAAGCAAGGCUUCCUGCGAAACCAGCUGCAGGCACUCUUCCAACCCACCGACAACAAACUAGCCAUGAAACUCUUCGGCUCGAAGAAGGCGCUGAUGAAGGAGCGCAUCAGGCAGAAAGCAGCCGGCCACUGGGUUAUACAUCCGUGCAGUAGUUUCAGAUUCUAUUGGGACCUGUGUAUGUUACUACUGCUCGUGGCCAACCUCAUCAUCCUGCCUGUUGCCAUCUCCUUCUUCAACGAUGACCUCAGCACGCGCUGGAUCGCCUUCAAUUGUCUUUCCGACACCAUAUUUCUUAUAGAUAUCGUUGUUAAUUUUAGAACAGGAAUAAUGCAGCAAGAUAAUGCAGAACAAGUGAUAUUAGAUCCCAAGUUAAUAGCGAAGCACUAUUUGAGGACAUGGUUCUUCCUUGACCUCAUCUCUAGUAUACCACUAGAUUAUAUAUUUUUGAUCUUCAAUCAGGUAAACGACUUUAGUGAAAGCUUUCAAAUUCUUCACGCGGGUCGUGCACUAAGGAUACUUCGGUUAGCAAAACUUCUAUCUCUGGUGCGGUUGUUGCGGCUCUCCAGGCUCGUCCGAUAUGUAUCACAAUGGGAGGAAGUAUAUAUCUUGCAGAAUCUUCAAAAAAAGCGCACGGAACGGAGGGGACGUCUCAGCUCCGACGUUGCCAACAAAAAGAAGGGUGACACCAAAAGCAAUCUAAUCUUUAAGUUCCUCAACAUGGCAUCCGUUUUCAUGCGGAUAUUCAACUUGAUCUGCAUGAUGUUAUUGAUCGGACACUGGUCCGGUUGUCUACAGUUCCUCGUUCCUAUGCUACAAGGAUUCCCACCAAACUCUUGGGUUGCAAUAAACGAACUACAGGAAGCGUUUUGGUUAGAACAGUACUCGUGGGCGCUGUUCAAAGCCAUGUCACAUAUGCUGUGCAUCGGUUACGGCCGCUUCCCACCGCAGUCGCUCACAGACAUGUGGCUCACCAUGCUCUCCAUGAUCUCCGGAGCCACUUGCUACGCCUUGUUCCUGGGUCACGCCACCAAUCUCAUCCAGAGUCUUGACUCCUCACGAAGACAGUACCGAGAAAAGGUGAAACAAGUGGAGGAGUACAUGGCGUACCGCAAGCUGCCUCGAGAGAUGCGUCAACGAAUCACGGAGUAUUUCGAGCACCGCUACCAGGGCAAGUUCUUCGACGAGGAGCUGAUUCUGGGCGAGCUAAGCGAGAAGCUGCGGGAGGACGUUAUCAACUACAACUGCCGAUCACUCGUCGCCUCUGUGCCAUUCUUUGCCAACGCCGACUCAAACUUCGUGUCCGACGUUGUGACCAAACUACGUUACGAAGUCUUCCAACCUGGUGAUAUCAUCAUUAAGGAAGGAACAAUCGGGAGCAAAAUGUAUUUCAUACAAGAAGGCAUCGUGGACAUCGUCAUGGCCAACGGUGAAGUGGCCACGAGUUUGUCAGACGGUUCCUACUUUGGUGAAAUCUGUCUCCUAACGAACGCUCGUAGAGUGGCCUCCGUCCGCGCCGAGACGUACUGCAAUUUAUUCUCCCUAUCAGUGGACCACUUCAACGCUGUGCUCGACCAGUACCCGCUCAUGCGACGGACCAUGGAGAGUGUGGCGGCGGAACGACUAAACAAGAUAGGGAAGAACCCCAACCUCGUGGCGCACCGGGAGGACGACACGACGUCGGAAGGCAACACCAUCAACGCCGUGGUGAACGCGCUGGCGGCCGAGGCUGAGCACGUGAGCCUGUCGGACGACAGCGUGGCGCGGCUGUCGGAGCGCUCGCUGGGGCUGGCGCUGCAGCCGCUGCAGGCGGCGUCGUGUCGCAUGGCGGGCGUGGCGCUGCCGGGGCUGGGCGUGGCGGGCGUGGCGCUGCCGCGGCCCAAGUCGGAGCAUGACUUCAGCGCCGCCGCGCCGCUGUCGUCCGCGGCCGCCGCCUUCCACAAGUCGGACGCGGGCAUCGCGCCCUGACGCCGCACGCUGUGCUAGUGCGACAUAGCAAUACUAGGCUUAGUGCGAGCGUCCCGCGGCACGCUCGCUAGUUGUAGCGUAGACACGAGUAUUAUAGCUGCGACUUCGCCGGGCGGACUCCGCGCCGCCCGUUGAAUCUCAUUUUGUGAUCUUAUACUUAAUUCUCCUGUGUUAUAAUUUAGGUUAAAUUUUAUAUCAUUGACGCUGUGAGGAAUCGAAGAAUACGUGACGUAUUCCGAUUGUAUAGAUAUACCUGUUAUAUAUUGAAGAAUGAUACUAUUGAAUCUUUAUAGAGAUACCUUGCCAUUAAAAGAGAAAAUAAUUAUAUAGACUAGACUGAAAUGUAAAGAUAUCACUAUUUUAUGCUUUGUUGGCGUAUGAAAUAGACCUCUAUUGUUGAUGCGGAAUAUUCGAUCGCGAAGUUAAGUAUGAAAGUAUAUAAACGUUCCUGAUUAUCACGAUUCAGAGAUUAUUAUAUUGGAAGCUGUUUAUUGUAACGUUGGGUCGUGGGAGGGUACGAGUGGAGCCAGGCGACGCGCGAGGGCGCAGGCCGGGCCUCCGCUGCACAAGCGACGCACAACUGAACAGAGCCUCACGCGCGAUUCCAAUAGCACACGGUUGCUUUCUUCAUUUAAUUAUAAGUAGUAUUUACCGAUAAUCGGCAUAAUUAGCGCAAACAAUUCUCUCAGUUUCUUAAGUAGAGGUGGAUCAGUAGCGCUUCGAAUCUUUUGAGAGUCGUUUCUGUAUGUAAAUAUUGUAAUAUCGAGGAUUUGCCUUAGCGCGGGUCGUGUGAGCGGAGUGUUAGCGGGCGUUCGUUCGAGCGGUCCAGUCAAUUAAUCCGAGCGCUCGCAUUGCGCGAUGGACGUCUCGGUUCUCGAUGCACUACUACACUUCAUACCUUGUUUUAAUUGUAGGUGAAAAUAAUUUAUUGUCGAUAGUGAUCAUUUCGUAGGAGUAAGUAGGCCGGAGCGUUAACAAAUUCGGACGAAUUACAUUAUGUGAUAGAGCAGCGGUCGGCUGCGCGAGCCCCGCGGCUGCCGGCUCGGCGACUCGUAGAUGGACCAGUAGAUAGACAGUUACGUGCAUGACACAUGAUCUCUCAUGAUAGCCACUUUAGUUACUUCUGGCAAUUACAAUGGCUUACUGCAAACGCUUAUACAUUUGAAUAACUGUAGCCUAACUUAGGUAUUAUAAUUAUAAUGAGCAACAUAUCCUAGCGAGGCUCAGUCCGACUUAGUUUCUGUCGCCGAGCCGACGGCCGCGCCGGCGUCGCAACCUUUGGCACGAAUCAUCGUUGACUAAUUCUUAUAGUGUCAUGACAAUUUGUAAAGAUGGUUUUGCAAAUGUUGACUUUUUAGCCAAAAUAUAGGUAAUGAAUGACGAACCAAUACGCAGUAGCUUACUUGUAGAUGAACGCAGCCUAGUUCUCAGUUUUGGCGACUAACACCAAUACAUACUUUGUACUCGUAAGAUAUUUAUACAAUACAUUGGUCUUAGCAGAGUGACUAUCUGUCAAUUUAUCUACAAAGAGAAUAUAUUAUUGCGUUUCAUUCCCAGAAGCAUUUAUUUGUUGUUGUUUUAUCUACCUAACAUUACCGCUUUUGUAAAUUAUAUAAAUUUUAUAGAAGAGAUCUAUUUUUAUUGUGAAGUUGAUCUACUGGAUGUAAGUAAAGAACCUAUAUAAAAUUUAUUUCUUUUUAAUCUGAACUGUUAUUUGUUACAUAUUUUAAUGAUUUCUGGUAACUAUUGUCACCAAAAGUGCUCAUCGCUGUCAAGAAAAUUAGAGAAAAAAUGCAUUAAAGAAUGAAGAAAUCCGCCCUGUUGUUUGAA
Spodoptera litura is the source of this 4900-nucleotide messenger RNA. NCBI's taxonomy places the organism in Eukaryota, Metazoa, Arthropoda, Insecta, Lepidoptera, Noctuidae. The record is from RefSeq and is a predicted model, not a curated record.